This is a messenger RNA of Mercenaria mercenaria, 3725 nucleotides long. RefSeq lists its product as uncharacterized. The transcript has 11 exons. Lineage: Eukaryota; Metazoa; Mollusca; Bivalvia; Venerida; Veneridae. The coding region runs from base 113 to 1639 and encodes 508 amino acids. The record is from RefSeq and is a predicted model, not a curated record. Gene Ontology annotation, molecular function: protein binding.
UUAACCCAUCGUUGUUUUAUAUAAACGAAAGUAGCGGCUGAAAUGAAAUAAAUACGAGAUAAAUUUCAGGCGAGUUUGAAAGGAAGAAAAUUAAACACACAAAAUAUACAGUAUGGCAACUUGUGCAAUCGACGUUUAUAUCAAACUGCCUAGUGGCAAAGCGAUUUCGUCGCAACAUUUACCUUCGGACAACGUCAAACAAAUCGCUGCGCAUGUUGCUAAGGGCGAGGGCGUAGCUGAGGCAAGGAUUCGCCUUAAGUAUCAAGGAAAAACACUUGAUAAAUCGAAAACGAUCGGAUAUUUGGGCAUCUGUGCGGAGACUAUUUUAAAGGCAGAGGUUAUAUUUCCAAAGGACAUCUGUAUUAUGGUGAAUUUUCCCGAUGGUAGAUGUGAUCCUAUUACAUUGGAAAAUAUUGACACUGUCAUGACUUUGAAGAAAAAAAUUCAGGAUGCUGAAGGAAUGUCGCCCUCAACCCAAGUUAUAAAGACGUCUGCCGGGCAGACUAUCAGCGGCGAUUCGAACCUAUUGUGUGAUGUAGGCGUGGGGGAUGAAGCCGUAGUCACCGUGCAUGAACAGAAACCCGUGAAAGCCCCAGUUGAGGGAAAUGCUGAUAUCACAGAAGAAGUCGACGAGGAAAAGAAACAGGAUUUAAUCAACACAUUUGAUGCCAGUGGUAGAAAUGUGGAAGUUGUAUUUUGUUUUGAUACAACAGGCAGCAUGUACAGUUGUCUGUCUCGGGUCCGUGAGAAACUUCGUGAGACAUGCACACGUUUGCUGAGAGAUAUACCAAACAUGCGUAUAGGAAUCAUGGCAAAUGGAGAUUAUUGUGAUCAUAAUGUGUAUGUGGUAACCUCCAAAGAUUUGACUAGUGACACCGAGACUGUGGUUAACUUUGCCCGGGGAGUACAAUCGACAGGAGGAGGGGGUAAUGGAGGGGAGGCGUAUGAAUGGGCUUUACGUAAAGCUCAGCAGCUAGAUUGGUCAGAAGACAGUGCUAAAGCCUUCGUAAUGAUCGGCGAUGAAAUUCCCCAUCCACCUUCAUACACUGAUCAGAAUUUAUUUUGGCGGGACGAACUUGAUGUAUUGGCUGGUAUGGGUGUCAAGGUAUAUGGUGUGCAAGCUUUGAAUGCUACCGAGUCCACUCCGUUUUACGAAGAACUCGCAGAGCGAACGAACGGUUUUUAUCUUCAGCUCAAAGAUUUCAACUUGAUCACAGACAUGUUUCUAGCAGUUUGUUAUCGGGAAGCGGAUCAUGGUCAAGAAGACGCAGAUCAGGGUCAGUUAGACGCUUUUGUUGAGGAAGUGGAAAAAGAGGGCCGUAUGACAGAGAAUACAAAACUUUUCCUUGAAAAACUAAAGGAAGACAAACCAAAAGAAAAACCAUCUAGAUCUUCAAGAAAUAAGAGAUAUGUAGCACAGGAAUGGUGGGAUCCAACAAUAAAACGAUCUUUCUCUAAACCACAGUAUAAAUAUGUUCAGGAAACGGAUUCAUGGCUACCUUAUGAUCAUUCACCAAGAUCGUCAACAAGGGCGUCAUGUUCUACGUCUUACACACCUCCAACAACGACACCUCCAACAACGACGAGGAAAACGUCAAAGUUAAGACAACUCAUCAGAACAUUGUUGCGCAGGAAAUGAGCUGGAAAAGAAUUACGUACGUACGAGAAGUGCAAAAGGCGCUGUAGAUUGGAUUAAAUCUACGAUUAAGUGCAAAUUUUCGAUGCUACAAGAAUGCCUUGCCAGAAUUUCUGCAGUGGUGAGAAUCGGCGAGAUAUGACCAUUUUGUGUCGAUUCGCCGUAAAACCCAACUCACUCACUCACUCAGUGGUCAGACAGAAAGAGAGUUAAUUCGUCGAUUCGUUUUUCUAAGAUCUGAAAAAUGCACAUCAAAGUGUUCAGAUUAACUGAUUCAAUUCGUCUUAAAAUCUGGGGUCGAUAAAUGAGACCUAAAUUCGACAAGGCUUCAUUCUCACGCUCAUAAUGCACGAAGCAGUUGCAUUCUUAAACGUCAAUGCUUACCGUGUUUUCGUGGACUUGUAUGGCAGCAGAGUGUCAUCGAAUAAGAAACCAUCCAAGUUUUCUAUUAAUUUGUGUUUUUCUACAGUGAAUACAACAUUGCAGGACAAUGUUUAGUCUCCAUUUACAUUAACUUUUAAGUCUGAACUUUAAGACUAUGAAAUGCUUAUUUUUCAUUUUGUUGUGACAUUUAUAGAUAAAGAUAUAUUAUAAAGAAACAUUGCAUGAAUGUACCUUCUAAAGGUAACGCUGACUACACAUUUUAGCAUAUUGAAUAUGAAUAGUUGAUAUUUUCGAGUCAACUGUCUGAUCAACCUUUUACGUAAUACGUUUUCCCCUGUACAAUAGUUUUUAUUUCAUUUUUUGUUCUAAAAAAAAAAAAACUUUAGUGGUUCGUAUUUUCCAUUGUCAGUUUCAGCCAUUUCUGACACAAAAAAUUCUUAAAACGUCAAUUUGACUUCUUUCUUAGACUAGAACCAGCCCGAUGUUUUUGGAUCAUUUAGAUAUCUACUCAAAUAUUUUGUGAAAUAAGUGCAUUGGAAAUAGAUCUAUUUCUUUUUCUUUUCGAUAUAGUAAAUAGGGCUGGGACGAUUUCAAAAUUUAGAAACCGGUUAAUCAUUUGUAUGAAAUCGAAUCGAACCGGUUAAUCGGCCGCCAUAUUUAAAAUGCUGUUUUCUUUCCUGACGACCAUAUAAGGUACUUCCAGCAGCUGACUUCAUCAUGAACUUACGGACUUUAUCGGUUGCAAGCAGUGUGGUAAUUAGAUAACGAGUCCUAUUUUGGUGUAUUUUAAUUUAGAUAUUAUAUCACAACAGGCUAAUCCGAGACUAUCAAUUAUGUUCAAGUUAUGUGUUUUUGUGGCAAUAAACUGCGGGUCUGUCAAAUAGUAUGUACCGGUCAAAGAAAUGUAGAGCCAUAAAUAUAAAGUACAAUUCGUGAUGCUUACUGUUUGAGAGCGAUUAGCGGUUUUGCAAAAUUGGAACCGGUUUUAACUAGUAAUCGAAUCGGUGUUUGUCGACAGUAUCUUCAUGUUUACAAUAUUUACUGUCCCCCGUAAAGCAAUGUGCUAUUUAAAUAAUGACAUGUGUACUGUAAGAAGUAUGUUCCAUUUUGUAUGAACUUGUUUUUUUUUCAGUUCUAAACUAUUUCAAAAAGAAAUUGGUUGUGUUAAAGUGACAUUAUGCGCACCUUACUGUACAUAGUGUGUUUUUGGUGAAUGUUUUAUAAAAGCAAUUUGCGGUUGCUGUGCAUUUAAAUGUGUUAAAUUAAUGACAAUGUCGCAUAAGUAUUUGAAGUUUAUGUUUUAGAAAUAAAGAAAUCGGACUAAUAAAAUAAUAGUUCUUUUCUUCAAUCUUCUACGCAAUGAUCUCCCUUACCUAUAGGUAGAGAUUUCGGAAGUUGAAGGGAAGCAACUCCUGCGUGCAGUUUGACUUUUCUUUAAAGGACUGCCCCUGUCAAAAUAAGAAAAGUCAUAUAUGGACUGUUAUUAUUUCGUACUGGUAACAGGAAGAGUUUGGUAUAUCGGGUUAAAAGCUAUAAUUUCCCCCACCCUUUUUACACACAUAUCUAUUUCAGCUGGAUUUUUACUUGAAAAAUGCGUAUAAUUCCACUUUAAAGCUUGCAUUGAUGCCAUAUAAUAUGAUUGUAAUAUUCUGUAAAUAAUCCAUGUACAUAGACCUUUACUGAAUAAAACUUGAAAAAGACUGAA